Molecule: messenger RNA, 1314 nt
Organism: Tripterygium wilfordii
Lineage: Eukaryota; Viridiplantae; Streptophyta; Magnoliopsida; Celastrales; Celastraceae
Product: serpin-ZX-like
Exons: 2
Coding region: 59-1264 (401 amino acids)
Molecular function (GO): serine-type endopeptidase inhibitor activity
Source: RefSeq, a predicted model, not a curated record
CAAGUAAGCGAAGAUACCUUUAUAUUAGGUUUUCAACAAUUCGGCCAAGCUCCAGGACAUGGGGUUUCCAAAGAUGAUGAAAACUGCUCAAGCUUUGUAUUCUAGGGUUCUCUGCGAUACAAUAAAGAGCCAAACCGCUAGAAGUAUGGAGCUCUCGGAGCGUUUGCUGUCCAAUGUAAAAGAACGCAACGUUGUGUUCUCGCCUCUCUCCAUACAGGUGUUGUUGAGCCUUACCGCGGCUGGAUCCAACGGCCGCACAAAGGACCAGUUGCUCGGGUUCCUCAAUUGCAAAUCCAAGGAGCAGCUCAGCUCAUUCUCCUCCGAUCUAAUGUCAUCGGUUCUCGUUGACGGAGCCUCCAUGGGUGGCCCCCGCUUGAGCUUCACCAACGGCGUUUGGUUUGACAAGUCAGUCGCUCUCAAACCUUCUUUCAAACAUGUUAUCGAUAAUUUUUACAGGGCGGCUUUGAAACAAGUUGAUUUCCGCACAAAGCCUAAUGAAGCCAGAGAUCAAAUUAAUUCAUGGGCGGAAAAGGAGACCAAUGGCCUAAUCAAAGAGAUUCUUCCUGUUGACUCAGUUGACACCCUAACCAGGUUAAUACUUGCAAAUGCACUCUAUUUUAAAGGGACUUGGGAUGAAAAGUUUGACCCAUCGACUACUAAAGACUAUGAUUUUCACCUUCUGAAUGGGAGUUCAGUCCAUGUUCCCUUCAUGACCAGCGACGAAAGACAGUUUGUUAGAGCCUUUGAUGGUUUCAAAGUCCUACGACUUCCUUAUCGACAAGGCCAGGACAAACGCAACUUCUCUAUGUACAUCUUUCUUCCUGAUGCACGAGAUGGACUACCUGCCCUGGUAAAGAAGUUGGGUUCUAAAUCUGGAUUAUUAGAUCUUCACCUCCUAGAUGAGCUUGUAGAAGUGGGUGAUUUUCGGAUCCCUAAGUUUAAGGUUUCCUUUCAUUUUGAAGCUUCCAAACUUCUCAAUGGAUUAGGACUCGAGUUGGAAGACGCAGAUCUGACAGAAAUGGCAGAUAGUAAGGGAGAGAAGUUAGAAAUUACAGCCAUAUUUCAUAAAGCCUUCAUUGACGUUAAUGAAGAAGGUACUGAGGCUGCUGCUGUUUCUACUUUAUUUGUGGGAUCAAGUUGCAUGCCUUCUGAAAUACAAAGUAUAGACUUUGUAGCUGACCAUCCAUUCUUGUUCAUUAUCAGAGAAGACGUUACUGGCGCAUAUCUGUUUGUUGGGCAAAUACUUGAUCCCCUAAGUGGCUAAUCAGUUGUGGCUGAAUGGAUUGUCUGCUACGGUUUUCAACUUUCUUUCCC